Suillus bovinus is the source of this 1359-nucleotide messenger RNA. RefSeq lists its product as uncharacterized. The transcript is spliced from 3 exons. Lineage: Eukaryota; Fungi; Basidiomycota; Agaricomycetes; Boletales; Suillaceae. The coding region runs from base 145 to 1068 and encodes 307 amino acids. The record is from RefSeq and is a predicted model, not a curated record.
UUGUGGAAUUUGAAGUUGUGGAUUGGACUGCCACUGCGUCCACAGUCAUCCUUUAUACUUCUCAAUCGGGAUUCCCCACAUUUACAUACAGUCGACCUCUUGACAUCUUCUACGACUCUUCACCCGUUCAUCAUCAUCUCAAACAUGAAUUCCUUCAAAAAAUGGUUCCAAAAGUGCCAGGGCGAAAAAAAGUCAUCGCUUAAGCACUCCAAAUCAAUGCCAUUCAGACAAUCACAAGCGAGCAUGUUCGAGCCUUACGAUGAUCCUUUCAAAGCUGUGUACUAUGGCAAGGCCACACCUAGUAAACCUACCGACAUCGUGUACAUCAAGCAAGCUCCAGGGAUGCCAGACACCCAUCCUGUGCAGCGGUACCCAGAUGUUCACGAUCAUGCGCCAAGUCGUGCCCACUUCGACACGCGCGCCCACUUCCCGGACAGUCCCCCGCCGCUUCCUCCGAAGGACGCUCGCUAUGUUAUUCGCAAUAUAAGCGAUCAACGAGUCACAAGGAGACACAGAACUAUUCAACAUUCCUCUUCAAUCGCCUCCUUUUCGCAGCUCGCGGUCACAGCAGACCCCUCCCUUAUCCGCAAAAAGCGGCGUGAGGUUACUGCUGAUCAAGCUGUGGCGGAUCUGCUGCGAACGCCUGAUGGCCGGCCUCCUGUAUUUGGGAGCAGUAGACAGGCAGAACGUGUGCGCGCCAAGUCGAGCGCUGGUCGCUCAUACACCCCUGUCCCUUACGAUCUGCUGCCAGCAGCUGAUGGCGGGCCUCCCGUAUUUGGGAGCAGCAGACAGGCAGAACGUAUGAGAACCAAGUCAAACACCGGUCGCUCAUACACCCCUGUCCCUUACGAUCCGCUGCAAACAGCUGACGGCAGGCCUCCCGUAUUUGGACGUAGUAGACAGGCAGAGCGUAUGCGAUCCAAGUCGAGCGCUGGUCGCUCAUACACCCCCGUCCCUCCAGCUCCCCAAGUCCCCCCCAUCCCUACCACCCACUACUCACCUCCGAUGAUCUCGUACUCCGUGCAGAGCUCACGCACAAACCUGAAUCGUUCCAGAAAUCGGCGCUGAUUUGUCUUGUCAGAUGAUAUAUCAAUGAAUAUGUACAUAUAUAACUUAGUUUUUGGAGAUUUUCUUGGACUGUUCUACCUACUCAUGCACGUUGGAUAUAUCAUUAUGGAUAUGGAUAUGAUUAUGACAAAGUAUUUCCCAUUUGAAGUCAUGAUCAGCUUUACGCCAUCUCAAAGUUUAACUGCUACGAUUUAUCUGGUGUAGUCAAUUAUAUUACCGUCAGAUAUCAUUCGCCAUUGCAAGCUAGUGCAGUUAACAAUUUUUUAUUUCCCUGAUCACGAUACAAGUGAC